Messenger RNA from Aspergillus affinis, 2205 nucleotides. RefSeq names its product terpene cyclase/mutase family protein. NCBI's taxonomy places the organism in Eukaryota, Fungi, Ascomycota, Eurotiomycetes, Eurotiales, Aspergillaceae. The record is from RefSeq and is a predicted model, not a curated record. The coding region runs from base 1 to 2205 and encodes 734 amino acids. Gene Ontology annotation, cellular component: lipid droplet. The transcript is spliced from 4 exons. Gene Ontology annotation, biological process: triterpenoid biosynthetic process; ergosterol biosynthetic process. Gene Ontology annotation, molecular function: lanosterol synthase activity.
AUGGAGAAUCACAUUGCCAAAUGGACGACGUCGGCCGAGGGCCACCUGUCGCGGGAUGCAAAUGGGGACGAGCAAACAGACUACACAAGGUGGAGGCUGGUGGACAAACAAGGCCGUCAAUCAUGGCACUAUCUCGAGUCCGACGUCGAGAACGAUAAAUGGCCUCAAACAGUCUACGAGAAGUACUUCCUUGGACUGGACACGGGUUUGCCAGAUCUGCCCAAGCCCUCAACCCCGUUGGAGGCCGCACGGAAUGGGGCCUCGUUUUUCAGUCAAUUGCAGCUGCCCUCCGGACAGUGGGCCAGUGAAUGCAGCGGCCCGAUGUUCAUCCUGCCGUUCGUGCUCAUCGCAUGGUACGUCACCGAGACCCCGAUUCCCCCGGCAUACGCGAUCGAGAUCAAGCGACAUCUCUUUGCUCGACAGAAUCGGACCGAUGGGGGCUGGGGAUGGCAUGUGCUAGGGCGCAGUUCGAACCUGGGAACGGUCUUGAACUACGUCGCUUUGCGUCUGCUGGGGACCAGCGAAGAAGACCCUCGCAUGAUUAAGGCUCGAGGGUUCCUUCACAGCCUCGGUGGCGGGCUGUACGCGCCGGGUAUAGCUAAAUUCUGGCUCUGCGUUCUUGGGGUGAUGGAAUGGGAAUGCGUCAAUCCCUUCCUACCCGAAGUCUGGCUGGCAGCGGACUCGGAUCCCAUAGCUCCUAGGAAAUGGUACGUCCACACGCGGACCAAUUUCAUGUCUCUGUCCUACGUCUGGUCCAAGGCAUGGAGAUACCCGGGAGACGAGAUCACCGAACAACUCCGCGCCGAAAUCUACACGCAGCCCUACGCCACGAUCAACUUUGCUGCGCAUCGCACCUCACUUUCUGAGGUAGAUAACAACCACCCCAAAUCAUGGAUUGUCAAUCUGAUGAACUGGUUGACCGUUGCCGUGUAUAUCCCUUUCUUCCGAAAGGCGACUACAGUAGAAAGCGCGCAAAAGCAAGUGUGGGAGCUGAUACGGGCUGAAGACAGGAACACAGAGUACAUUGGACUGUCACCUAUCAGCAAAGCGAUCAAUUUGAUUGCGUGCUAUAUCCAUGAAGGCAAUGACAGUGAAUCUGUGCGAGCACACAGAGAAACAAUCUCGCAGUAUUUCUGGAUGAAAGACGAAGGCAUGACUUGCAACUUAUCAGAUGGUAUUCAGCUAUGGGAUACCGCAUUGGCGGUGCAGGCUAUAGCAGCAGCCGGACUGGCAGACGACCCUAGCUAUCAGCAAACCUUCCUCAGGUCUCAUGCAUUCUUGGACAAUCACCAGCUCAGGGAGAACAUACCUGACCAGGCUAAUUGUUACCGAUGGCAUCGCAAGGGAGGCUGGCCAUUUAGUACCAAAUACCAAGGCUAUAUGAUUAGCGAGUGCACCGGAGAAGGAAUGAGAUCGGUUCUUCAGCUGCAGGAGAUCAUGCGACUUCAGGUCCCUAAUCGCAUUUCGACUGAAAGACUACAGGACUCAGUGGAUUGUCUGCUGAAAAUGCAAAACGACACCGGUGGCUUCUCUGUGUACGAACAGAGACAGGGGUCACACAAUCUGGAGUGGUUAGAGUCUGGCGAGUUCGCUGGAAAGACGAUGGUCAGCUACGACUAUGUGGAAUGUACCACGGCUGUGGUCUCAGCCCUGGCAUUGUUCACCAAGUACUUCCCGGAAUAUCGCGCCCAGGAAGUCGAAGACGCGAAAACUAGAGGGCUAAACUUCAUUAAGAGCUCUCAAAAACCGGAUGGCGGAUGGCACGGUGCCUGGGGAAUCUGUUUUACGUAUGCUGGGAUGUUCGCGCUCGAGGCUCUUGCCUUGGCUGGAGAAACAUACAAGACAAGCGAGUAUUCUCGCAAAGGCUGUGAGUACCUCUUGUCAAAGCAGAAGGAAGACGGAGGAUGGGGAGAGUCUUAUCUCAGCUUCAAAGAACAAACCUAUAUUGAGCAUGAAGCCUCCCAGGUUGUGCAGACAGCAUGGGUCUGUUUGGGCUUGAUGGACGCAAAUUACCCGGACAAAGAACCGAUUAAAAGGGGAUUGAGAUUGAUCCUGUCUCGGCAGCAAUCCAAAGGGCAGUGGCUUCAAGAAGCCUUCGAAGGAGGUGUGGGAGAUGGAGUGAUUUCUUAUUCGAACUACAAGUUAUAUUGGCCUAUACGAGCAUUUGGCCAAUACGCUCGAAAGUAUGGAAACGAAGAGUUCUGA